Messenger RNA from Diceros bicornis minor, 5564 nucleotides. RefSeq lists its product as uncharacterized. Gene Ontology annotation, molecular function: pre-mRNA binding; U6 snRNA binding; protein binding. Bases 1 to 5112 code for a protein of 1703 amino acids. Lineage: Eukaryota; Metazoa; Chordata; Mammalia; Perissodactyla; Rhinocerotidae. The transcript is spliced from 13 exons. Gene Ontology annotation, cellular component: Prp19 complex; U2-type catalytic step 1 spliceosome; U2-type catalytic step 2 spliceosome. The record is from RefSeq and is a predicted model, not a curated record.
AUGGAAUCUUUGGAGUUGGAUUACAGUUUUCUGGUAUAUGGAGAAAACUUUGAAAGAGCGGAAAUCAACAGAGAGAAGCUACUUAACAUCACCUGGCAAACACUUAAUGAACUCGGCAUAAUCCGGACUGACCACCAGGAUAUCAUAUUAAAAGCAGUCGCUAAUAUUUAUAGAAAAAGCAAAGUUGAAGAGCAAGCCAUGCAAGGAGAAGAUCAGAAUGACAAAAAGAUGCCUACCAGAUUCAGAAAACAAAGUGAACAUCUUGAGCAUGCUAUUGAUCGUGUUCUUGUCAUGAUAUCGGAAAGAAGAAGGACUCGUACUCUCCAUGGCGCUAAUGAACAACCACCUCAUAACAUUCUUACAGCUGCUCUUGAACUGAUUAAUAUGGUCAAGAUGAUACUAAACACUCUGGAAAGGCCUCCAUUUGAUUGCAUGUCAGAGUUUUCCAGUCUGAAAAGCCAUCUCAUUAAACAUAUCACAUUACUGAAACAUUUCUCUGAACAGUCUGAUCUCAGCCAUGAAAUGGAAUCUGAUAUGAUAGAUGUGUGCAAGGGUGUGACUAAAAUCUGUCAUUACCUAAUGGCUCUGCCACCUGAUCUUGCAGGACCAGAAACACAAAUUCCAAAAUUUAUUACCCCAGAAGAGAAGCCACCUCGAGAGCAAGUGCGAAUUGCCAUUGAACCUGAAGCAAUGAAUUUCUCAAUGGAACAUGGACCUGACUAUGUGCCUCCAGCUCGACAUCUAUCAAUGCCAAUAACUACAGCUAGCUCAUCAAGUGAACCCAUAUUUCCCCUUCAAGGUAUAUCCCUUCAAAAUGAAAUAGCACCUGACAGAUUUGAAUAUUUUUCUCCAAAAAUGCUCAACACUCAAAGUAAUGAAGGAGCAGUUAUGAUGCCACGUGAUGAAGGAAACAAAUUUGAAACAGAAAUUUCUGAUACAAAAGAUUCUGAAACUUCAGCUGGUUCUUUGCACCAUAAAAGUCUCCAAGACCUAACAGUAAUUGAAAGUGACACGCCUCUGCUGGACUCUGGCUCUGAGAGAUGUGCGAUGGAUUCUGACUCUGAUAGAGGCAUUGGUUUGGACUCUGACUUAGAGCAACACUCGAAAGACUCUGACUCAAUAUUAUGGGGAAUGGACUCAGACUCAGAAAAACAUCUCAUGGACUCAGACUCUGUGAAAUGCCAAGCAGAAAAAUACCAAAUGGCUUCAGGCUCUGGGAAAGACCUUAUGGAGUCGGAGCAACACCUAGUAGGAGUUGAACAAUGCUGGGUGGACUUUGACUCUCUGAAACACUGGAUGGACUUAGAUUCAGAAAACUGCUUGGAAGAUUCUGACUCUGAAGAAUAUGUGAUGGACUCUGACAGUGAAAAACCUGAGAUAGACUCAGACUCAGAAAAAUACCCCAUAGCUUCUGCAUCUGUGAAACACCUGCUGAAGGCAGAAAAAUGCCAAAUGGCCUUAGAUUCUGUAAAACGCCUGAUGGAAUCUGAAAAAAGAUUGAUGGAGACUGAACAACACUGGAUGUUCUCUGCUUCUGAGAGGUAUGUGAUGGACUCAGACGUGGAAAGUGAUGGAAUGGACUCAGCUUCUGCACCUGGGGUACAUUUGAUGGGAGAAGAAAAACACCAGGAGAAGACUAGAUCUAAGAUAUAUAUGAUGGACUCUGAGUCUGAAACAUGUAGGAUGGAUUCAGAAAGAUAUGGGCUAGCCUCAGGAGCUGUGAAAUGUCUCAUGGAUGCUAAAACAUCCCAGUUGAGCACUGACACUGAGAAGCGCUGGAUGGAUUUUUGGUCUGAAAGACGCACAAAAGACUUAGAUUCUGAAAGCCUGGGGAUAGCUUCUGAUUCUGUGAAACACAUGAUGAAGGCUGAAAAUUGCCAAAGGGCCUCUCACUUGGAAAAAUUCUGGAUGGACCUCAGGUCUGAAUCUGAAAGAUGCUGGACUGAUUCUGAAAGACAAGAGUUGGACUUUGGCUAUGGAAGAUGCUGGGACAGCUCUAGAAUAUAUCGACAUAGGUCUGCAAGACUUCAGGGUAGCUCUGAAAGAUGUCAGGAUGACUUUCAAAAAGAGUGGGAUAACUUAGAAAGACAUGAAAUAGACUCUGAUUCUGAAAAACAUCAAGGAAAUUCUGAUAAUGAAAGAUACCAAAAUAAGUUUGAAAGUGAAAGACACAUGAUGAAGAUGAAGAGGAAACAGUGUCUGAUACAAUCUGAAAAUCAGAGACUUCAAGUGGAUGAAAAGAGGGAAAGAUAUCUUGUGGAGUCUGACAGCGAAAAAGAGCACAGGAUUGUAUCUGACAAUGAAAGACACCACCUUGACUCAGAAAAUGAAGCGCAACGGCUUGGUGCUCGCAGAAAGGAUAAUCGUCCUCAGGGUUUUUGGAGGCCUGUUUUCCUGUCACCUCCGCUUGGCCAAGGAAGGGAAACCGAAGAACAACACUCAGUGCAACAAAUUGAUAACAAAGUUUCCAGAAUUCAACUUAUAAGAUACCUGAGUGAUGACAAGAUUGUGAGAUUCAAAGAGGUUUCUCCAACUCUCACUCAUAAGCAAGACUCACAGCCAAAGUUAAAGGAAAAGCACAGCCACAACCCUUAUCCAGACCGAAACACAUUCAUGGAUAACAAGCAUCACAGAAAUGCCAGCUACAAAAUUUCUGUCUCUAAGAGUCGUUGCAAGAACUAUAGAUACCAACAGAGUUUUCAGAGUUCUGGGUUUCAGAUGAAUUCUAUUCAUCUCCUAAGUGCUGAGGAUUACACCUCUGAAGUUUCAGCACCCGCCUGCCACCCCACCUCCAUGAGCCCUUGGUCUGCUGUAUGCCUUAAGACUCACACUGGAGCUCCAAUAUGUUCCAAAUGUUUCAUGGAAAUCAAUAAUUCUUUUCAUAAAUGUCUCAUGAAUUCUGAUGAUGAUUCAGACCCUGACUGUCCUUUACAUUUCCAAAUUUCCUUGGAUUCUAAAUAUUUUCUGAACCCCAAAUCUAUUAAACACUGCAAGACUUCUCAGAACAGACCUUUAUCUCAAUCCCUGGAUCCUAAGCAUCCUGUGGACAUCCAGUGCCCUCUACACCAGGAGGAUUCUAAAUAUUCCUUGGGUUCGACUACUUAUUUACCUUGUAAAAGUUGCUCAGCUCUCCAAAAUCUCAUAGAUUCUACUGUUACCCAUACCUUUCCCCUGAAUCCUCAAAAUACCAUGGCCCACCGUAAUACCCCUGACCCAGACAAUGUUAUCAACACUAGCAAUGUUGCUAGCCUUAAAAGUGAGGGCAAGUUUAACCUUAUUGCCAAACUUGAAAAUGAGGCCAAUCCUGACAAUGAGACUAAACUGGUCAGUGCUGGCAAUCUCAAAGAUAAGGCCAAUGCCGAAGACAAGCCUCUUCUCAAAGAUGACACAGACUGUGAAGAUGAGACAGACUCCGAAGAUGACAAAGAUUCUGAAGAUGAAAUAGACUCUGAAGAUGAAAACAACACCAAAGAUAAGAAAGAUCCCAAAGAUAAGUCUGACCCUGAUGACACUGAUCCCAAAGAUAGCAAUGCUGAAAAUGAUGCAGGCACAAAUAAUGGUUCUGAUCCCAGUGGUGAUGCUGACCCUACAAGUGGAGCUGAUUCCAACAGUGAUGGUGACUCUAACAAUGGAACUGAUUCCAACAGUGAACCUGACUCUAACAUUAAUAAUGCCACUAACAAUAAUGCCAACUCCAAAUAUAGUACUGAUUCUGAGGAAGACAAACACACUAACAAUUCAGGAGAUGCCUCUGGCCUAGACAGUCAUGUUGUUCAGAACUGUACUGCUGAAUCCAACAAUGACACUAAUCCAGACUACACCUCUAGGCUCCAAAAUGGAACUGGCUUGGACUACACGUCUGGUUCCAAUAGUGGUGCUGGGCCCAGCAAUGCCACUGGGUCAGGCAAUGACAUUUGCUCCAACAAUGAUACUGGCCCUAGCAAUGGACCUGGCCCCAACAACAAUAGACUUGGCCCUAACAUCAAAGUAUCUGGCUUCCAAAACAAUGGCUCUGACUCCCAAAAUAUCAGACCAGGUCCCAACGACUCUGGCCCCAACAUCAAUGGCCUUGGCCCCAACAAUAGCCCUGUCCCCAACAACAAUAGUCCUGGCUCCAACCAUAAUAGCCCUAGCCUUAAGAAAGACUCUGACUCUAACUUUAAUUCCAGGCCUAGUAAUGCUACUGAUCACAAUAGUGCUAUUAGUCCUAACAAGGAUACUGACUCCAACUAUGAUACAAAACCCACCAGUGCUGCUGGCCGCAACUACGCAGCUAUCUCAAACUAUGACUCAGACUUUGACUAUGUCCCAGGAUUUACCCAUGCAGUAGGUUCUAGCUUUGUAGUCAAUCCCAACUAUAUUGCCAGAAACAGCUAUGCUGCCAGACCCACCUCUACAUCUAACACUGUCAAUGUCACUGAUACCAGCAACACCACUAGUUAUAGUGGUACCGUUAGCCCUAGCUAUACUGCUGGCACCAAUUGUGCCUCAGAUAGUAACCAUGACCCUAGAUUUACUCAUAUCAUUGACUGUAACUCUGUAAUCAACCCCAAUUAUGAUGCCAUAGGUACUCAUAAUGUUCGUAAUUCUACUAGUACUAGCAAUAUUGAUAAUCUCUCUGAGCCAGAAUUGGAAAUUGGUGCUGAUUCCUCUAUUUAUAAUAUUUUUUAUGGUAACUCUCCCACUUUUGCUGCUGGCACUAUUUAUACUUCAACUCUUGAAAAUCUGACCACCUCUAAGUUUUAUUAUUCAUCUAAGCUUGGUAGAAAUUAUACAACUUUUGAUGAACACAAAUGUAGUGCCUGCCUCAAAGUCUUUGCUGGCUCCAUGGACUCUGCUAGUUUUCAUCAUGCCACUGAGUCCAAGGAUGUCCUUGAUGCCAAGGAAUGUAGCUUUUUAAAAGAUUUCUCUAGGGUCCAGAAUUCUAUUGGUAUCAAGGAUCUUGCCAGUUUAAAUUUCCACUCCAAUUCAAGUAUUUUGCUCCCUAGUUUUGAUAUUAUAGUAGAAGCUGAACUACCAGAUGUUGUGAAGUUUGCUAUAUCAUCAGGUGCUGUAAAUCAAUUUUUUAAGCUCAACCUCCAGACAGGUAUCAGACAAAGCCUUGGCACUUGAUUAAUGAAAAGAAUACCUUGAGAUGGAAAAGACAAAGGCACAGCCAAGAAGGUUUUAAGGAUAUGAGCAAAUAACUUCGAAAAUUGCACAGUUCCCUCAGCAAUGUUUCUUAUAUGUUCAUUCUCACAUCCCUUCCCCGUUACGUGACCAUGCCUUUAUUGUCUAUUGGGGCCAACAGUGUUGCUUCAGAAUACCAUGUGACAAUUGGCCGAUUCAUCUUAUUUGAUUCUGGCAGACUCUGGAAUUAGGAAAAGGACACACUGUGGUCCUUUCUAGCAACCAUAUAAAAUAAUUUGAUAUUGUUAAUGACUCAAAAAUGCAGUCAGAUUUUUCAACCAGAAAUUCUCUUCAUCUUUUGUGUAAGUCCCUGUCUCUAGAAAAAGAUGGUCUUAACUUUUGAAAAAUCUUAUAACAGAUGCCUUUAAUAUUGUGAUGGCCACUCUAGAUUUAAU